Mangifera indica (mango) is the source of this 438-nucleotide messenger RNA. Its product is annotated as glycine-rich cell wall structural protein 1.0-like. NCBI's taxonomy places the organism in Eukaryota, Viridiplantae, Streptophyta, Magnoliopsida, Sapindales, Anacardiaceae. Bases 1 to 438 code for a protein of 145 amino acids. The record is from RefSeq and is a predicted model, not a curated record. The transcript is spliced from 3 exons.
AUGGGGUCAUCGUCACCAGCUAGGGUGGCCAGGAGGAGAUCUGGACCAAAUGGUCCUCCAGGAGGCAGAAUAUCCGGCGGCACAGUCGGUGGCGGGUCAAUAUUUGGCGGAGUAGAAGGCGGUGGAAUGAUGUCCGGAGGUGGGUCAGGUGGAAGUUUAUCAGGCGGUGGUGGCCGCGGUGUGGAGGCAAAGGAUCAUCAGGAUGCGUUUGAGGUGCAGGUGAGGGCGGAACUGGGAGGCACAGGUGGGAGUGGUUGCGGCGGAACCUGUGGUGGUGGCACUUUAUCUGUUGGAGAGGGAGGUGGAGCCUCGUCUUGGGCUGUGGAUUUCGCGGCGGUUUUACAGGAACGUCCGGAAACGGUGGUGAAGGCAACGGUGGUACUGGAAACUGAGGGCUUCGGUUUGGGUCUGGUCCAAGCGGCGGUGCGUCGCGCUUAG